Molecule: messenger RNA, 2925 nt
Organism: Acanthopagrus latus (yellowfin seabream)
Lineage: Eukaryota; Metazoa; Chordata; Actinopteri; Spariformes; Sparidae
Product: CD209 antigen-like protein E
Exons: 7
Coding region: 104-823 (239 amino acids)
Source: RefSeq, a predicted model, not a curated record
CUGGCACAGAGACUGACAGAGGCCUUUCAACAAAAACCUCAGAAAUAUCCAGUCUGUGUUGCAGAGCUGAACCUUAAGGAAGGAGUUGUGAACCUUAUGAGCGAUGGAGGAAAUUUAUGUUAACAGUGGUUUUAUCAAGUCUGUCGAACCGCGACCUUCAACAAAUCAGAGAGGUCCCAGGAGGUUUCAUGGAGCCGUGGUUCUCUGUCUGGGGCUGCUCUGUGUCGUCCCUCUGGCUGGACUCAUCAGCCUCGGCGUCGCCUACUAUGCCUCUGAACGGUGUUCGGCUGCACAUCUGUCCACUAUCAGGGACAACCUGACUGAGUGUCUCCAAGCCAGCAAUACAACGUUUCCCUGCCUGACUGAAAAUGGAGACCUGCUCAAAGACAGAAUCACAGAAACGACCAAAGAGCCGAGAUGUUCCUGUCCUGAAGGAUGGAAGAUGUUCCAUUGUGCCUGUUUUUUCCUCUCUGGUGAGUCUGGCAACUGGGACAAAGGCAGAGACGACUGCAUAGACAGAGGAGCAGAUCUGGUGGUGAUAAACAGUGCUGAAGAACAGACAUUCCUCUCCAACUUUACCAAGGAAAAAACUAUGGCUUGGAUUGGUAUGACUGACAGAGUGAAGGAGGGGGCCUGGACAUGGAUCGAUCGAACUCCAGUGACUUUCCAGUACUGGAAGACAUCACAGCCUGAUAAUGGUGGUGGACAUCACACACUUGGACACGAGGACUGUGCCCAUAUCAUUAUUGGAGGCAGUCACUUGAACUGGAAUGACUUGUCUUGUAAAACCAGUCUGAGGUGGAUCUGUGAGAAAGUGGUUUAGCACUGGGGCAUAUGUAGAUUAGUACCUUCAGAUCAUGGCUCAGUUAGUAAUAAGGAAAAUCAUUUAUCAUUAUAUCAAUCAAACUAACAAAUGGUGGCUCAUUUCUUCUUCAUGAAUCCCCUUAAGUUACACGUAGGGGGUAUCAUUGACGCUGUCAUUGCCAGCAAGCGUAUUGUUAAAAAACUGCUUGUGAUCGCCAAUAGUUCAGACGUAGGGCUUACAGAUAACUUCAGGUCUUUCUCUUGAGUCCAUGGAUUAACUGAUCAUGCAGCAGCCAUACAUGAUCUACUGUUUUUGAGCUUACCAGAUACCACCAGCCACAUUUACCAAACGUUCAUUCUUUCUUCUGUUCUUAAAGGACAUGCGCAGACAAGCUAGCUCUCAGUGCAAAGCGAAUAGACUCAUAACAGGCUAUUGUAAGGCUCAUGGGUCAUGACAGGCUGUAACAUGGACAUGUACGUUAUGAACAGAAAAACUAAAAUGCUGGAAUACAUUUCUGCCUGCAAAAUUAAGCGCACACUCAAUGGAUCGACUAGUUUGGACUACCGGAAGACAGGGAUGUCAACAUGUAUGUAGCUGCUUGCACAAACACACUGUUUUAACUACUUUUGUAUUCAUUUUGAGUCAUACAUGCUACAGUGCUGCGUUGUAAGGUGUCUGCUGAUGUUGCAUAACUUUUGGGGUGAGAUGUGGAGCAUGUUAAGACACUUAAAACACAGUGUAAAGUUCUCACCCUAUGCUGUUAGCUGUCAAUGCUAACUCUCCGUUCACAGAGCCUGUAAUGGUUGCACCAAAAGUGUUCACAUCUUCGGUACUGGCAAGUCAAGGGUAGCUUGAGCAAUGAAGCUGCAUGUUGAAAUCCACCGAAGGUCUCCUUUAAGUAACAUGAAUUGCAUGCUCCAUAAAAACUUGCCACAUCAGCAUUGUUUUGUGUUUGUGUCUUACUAGGCUGCACUUUUCAGAGUUUAUUUUGAUGAGCCCAAAGAACACCUGCGCAGUGAUCAUGCUCUUUUCUUACAAAUAGCUCUGUUAAAGCCAACACUUAUUUUUACAUUUAUAUGCUCUGUUAUACUUAAUGACGUGUUAGAUCAGAAUGUGUCUUUAACGAUUUAAAUUACUCCUUUAAAGAAAACCACGUUAUAGACUUUCUAAUGUUAUGUCUUCUAAAAUAUCUUUUUGACGCUUUUACACAUUAUGUUUUUAUGGUUGUUCCCCCAAUGUUCUAUAAAGAAACCAACUGUUUUCUAAAAUAGGUGGUUUUCUCUUGACAAUGUGUGUAACAAUAAUGAAUGAAUAUGAUUGACUUUUGUGUUGUCCAUGUUCUGUCCAUGAGCUCUGCAUUUCCUACUCAUACAUGUCAUGUCAUGUCAUUGUCCGUAACCGCUUAUCCCCAGUGGUUAAAUUGGCUUUUGUAAGGAGGGGGACCCCUUCUUUACUCAGCGGCUAUUAUCUCUCAAACUAUUUUUGGGGUUUUCUUGCACCAUCAGCGUAAUACAUAUGUUAACAACUUAUGGCCUUCUUGAUUAUAUCUCACAUUCACAUAUUGGUAACUUAUUAAGCCUACAUUUCACCAUCAAUCUACACUGUAAUUUGUAAAACGUAUUCACAAUAUACAUAAUCAGUUCACAUAUUAGCAACAUUUAUUUCCAUCUCUUCAAUACACAUGAAAUAUUUGCAUUGUUUACACCUCACCAUCAAUUCAUAUAGUUAUUUACAUCUCACACAUACAUCUGCGUGUCAAAACAUCAAACCACAUAUCAGCACACAAUUUCAUUUAUAACUUUACAAAUUGGAUUCAGUUCAAGUUUCUGCCCCUCCUGUCUCUUCGGGUCAUAGCCCACAUGUUUUUCUGGGUUCCAUUAUAGUGUUCAUAAGGGAAAAUCCUCUUUCACAUUCUGCUGUGCCACCUUCGGUGCGUCAGCAGCACCGUGUGUGCCACUGUGAAGAUUUGAGGUUGGCAGAAUUUCUAAGUGGUCAAUACCUUGUUUCCCUACUGGUAGAUAAUCAUUAUCAGUGUCAUGUCAUGUCAUUGUCCGAACCGCUUAUCCCUUUCCAUGGGGUUGCGGGGUGUUGCAGCCUUGUGUCAGGGCGAGGGCAGGGUG